AUGGCCGGAGUGAACGGAGAUCGGAAAGGUAAGAAAGAUGACAACGGCCUUAGCUCAGCCAUCGACUUUGUGCUGUCCAACGCCAAGCUGGUGCUGGGGGUCGGCGGAGCCGCCAUGCUUGGCAUCGCUACACUCGCUGUCAAGAGAAUGUACGACCGAUCCCUCAGCGCUCCCUCCAGCCCCACCAAAACCAACCAUUCAGGAAAGAGGAGCUGGGAGGAGCCGAGUUGGCUGGGGUCAUCGCCACGGACGCUGAACCACGACAUGAAGCAUAACGUCAGCCGGUCACUGCAGACGCUCCCCACGUCCUCCAGCUCGUUUCAGACUGAUUUUCCACAGAGGACAGCAGGACGUCCCAGCAGCAGCAGGAGCAGUAGUAAAGCGGCGCUGCAGCGGGGGCGGAUGCGUCUGUCUCUGCAGGAGCACCUGUGGGCGUUUUAUCACGAGCGUGUGAACAUCUCGCCCGAGGAGCAGCAGGCAGCUCGACAUGCUGCCCUCGACAUCUGUGCAGAGCUCCGAGCCUUCAUCCACACCAAAGUGCCAGACAUGCCACUCCGAGACAUGUACCUCAGCGGCAGCCUCUACCAUGACCUGCAGGUGGUGUCGGCGGAUCACGCUCAGCUGAUGGUUCCUCUGAUCCUGGAGAAGAGUCUGUGGUCCUUUAUUCCCGGUGAGGAGACCAUCAUGAACGUUCCCGGGUUCUGGCUCGUGCGUCGUGAGAACCUGGAGUACUUCCCUCGCGCCUGUAGCUAUUGGGACCGCUGCCUGAUUGGCGGUUACCUCUCACCGAAGAGCGUGUUGGAGGCAUUUGAGAAGCUGGUGACUGGAUGCAUGAACUGGCCGGCGAUCGGCAGCGUGCUGGGCUACGUGGUCCGUCCUGCCGUCCCGUCGCACACAGAGGCGCUCGCGCUCUCUCUGGAGGUGCAGUACGACUCCGAGCGACGGCUCCACGUCGACUUCCUGCCUCUGCUCGUCUCCGAGGACGCCGUGUCUCUGAUCGCCAAGCCGCACCGUGAGCGAGAGAACCUCUGGAGGCAGAGUUUCUGGUCGGCGGAAACGACAAAGCUGCUAGCUCUGGACCGAGACGAUAACGGCUGCCGCUGUGUUUGCAUGAAGAUCGCCAAAGCCGUGUGCAAACUGAACCCGGCUCUGACGCCGCUGAACGCCAGCCACCUCGCCAACGCCGUGCUCCUGCUGAGCGAGAGUGAGCGCGACUGGAGCCGCGAGGUGCUGGCCGAGCGUUUCACGCAGCUCAUCCGUGCGCUAGUGGGACACCUAGAGGCCGGGAGGCUGCCAUGUGCCCUCGACCCCAAGGUCAACCUGCUGUGUGAGCUCACACCGAGAGAGGUCGACGAACUGGGGUACACGCUGUACUGUUCGCUAUCAGACCCUGAGAGUCUGCUCAGAACUGUGUGACUACGCACACAUUAAAAUGUAAAGCUUGACACUGAUACCAAACUAGCUCAUGCACCAAUUAGUUGAAUAAGGUGUGUGUGUGUGUGUGUGUGAGAGAGAGAGAGAGGAAACCUCUCAUUUCUAAAAUAAUCUGCUGCUAAGCUGUAUCAGUGUUGAAAAGGUCACGUCACCUCACUCACUCGUCUGCUCACGCUGUUUUCAUUCAUAAAACAGCGAAGUGUGUGUGUGUGUUAGCAUGUCAACUAGUGUUGCUAAUGUAAGUGUAUGUGCUUGAGAUCAAAACCCUGCCAUCUGAUUUGAUGAAUUCAGAAAGAAUUUAAAUAAAUCAGCGCUGAUGUCAUAAAACUCCAGUCUCAUUCUUCAUAACGCAGUGCAGGGCGGAGUUACUGCCUGCACCCCGGGGCUGAUUAAUUUCCUAUAACAGCACCUCCCCAUGUGUUUUAUUCCUCUUACACCACAGCAGCUUACCAGUGAGUCAAAUUAGUUGUUUGUCAAAGAAUUACGCCAUACAGUUUGACCGUUUGUAGUUGCAUUUAAACAAGUUAGUUCCUGUUGUCACUUACGUUAUAGCAGCUAUAAACAGUCCCUCAGCUGCCCUCUCUUUAUUCUCUCUCUUUAUACUCUCUCUCUAUUCCCUCUCUAUUUUCUUUCCACAAGGAAGUGUAAAAUCCUCUGACCUGAAGAUGUGGGAAAACUUAAAGCUACAGCUUCACCUCUGACUCUUACAACGUGCUGACACUGGAGACUCCUUCCAUACACGUUACAUAAACGUUUUAAUGUGUGAAAUGUGUCUUCUGUACCAGUCCUUGUGAAUGAGCCGUUACUAUAGAAACGAUAAUGAAAUGUUAAUAAUGAACGAGUGCACUAAUAUAAACCUGUGAUGUGCAGCUGCACUACUGUCAGAGCCGCUGUUAUAGAAAACUAAUCAACAUCUCCUGACCAAUCAGCAUCGAGAAUUCAGCAGCACUGUGAAGUAACCAUGAUGUGAUUUAGAGGUUUUAUUUCUGUCCCUCAUGUCAUUUUAUUAAACCAAAUAACAUUCUGAUUUUCAUCGUUUGAUUUAAGGACAUUUUGAAUUGUUUUUCAAGUUUCUUUUUUGUCCAUUAAGCCUCGUGGAUUGUGUGUAUGUAUGUAUGUAUGUGUGUGUGUGUGUGUGUGUGUGUGUGUGUGUAUAUCUGUGUAUGUGUGUAUGUAUGUAUGUAUGUAUGUAUGUAUGUGUGUGUGUUAAUGGAUUUAAAAUCCUGAGUAAAUGUAUUGCCGGAUGAGAGAAUACAUCGCUGUGAUGGAGGAUGGAGACGUUGUAGAGGAGAUUAGAGAUCAUUAUGCAAACAUCAUUUUUAAUAUAUUUUCUUUUUCACACGAGUUUUUUUUUUAUGCUUUAUUGUUUAUUAUAAUAGAGUUGUAUCAAAUCCUGUGUGUAAAAUGAAAAAGUAGUUGUUUUUAGAAUUGAUGUUCUGGAAAUGUUCUGGAUUAAUAAAAAAAAAAAUCAGUAGCAUAAACUGUUCCUAUAUGCUGAUAGACAGGGUAUGUAUAUUUUGGUACUUUAAGAAUUUUUGUUGUUUUUGUCUUGUUUAUUGUUUGCUGAGGGUCGUGUCUGUUGAUAAUAGAUGUCUCCAAUCUGAACUUUCUUAGCAUUAAAAUGUUUACGUAAUGCUAAUGACCUUCGGCAAAUGAUAAAUGGUGAUAAAAAUAAAUAAAUAAAUGUUAUGAAAGUUAUUUGUAUAUGAAAUGAAACAUGAAGUGAAUGCAAUAAAUAUACCUAUUCUUAUGUCA
This is a messenger RNA of Ictalurus furcatus (blue catfish), 3189 nucleotides long. It is a transcript of the gene mief1, whose product is annotated as mitochondrial elongation factor 1. The record is from RefSeq and is a predicted model, not a curated record. Gene Ontology annotation, biological process: positive regulation of mitochondrial fission; mitochondrion organization. Gene Ontology annotation, cellular component: mitochondrial outer membrane. The coding region runs from base 1 to 1416 and encodes 471 amino acids. The transcript has 4 exons. Lineage: Eukaryota; Metazoa; Chordata; Actinopteri; Siluriformes; Ictaluridae.